AUGGCAACAUUACUGCCCACCAGUACCUCGCUGCCCUUGAUCAAGCUACCUCAUCCUUACCUCACUGUAUAUCGAAUCAACGAAGACUCCAACAAGUUCAGCUUGGACUUCCAGGAUCAACCUUCGAUUGGGCAAGCUCCAGCAGAAGCGCUUCAUCACCAAGGUCUACGAUGGCAUGCGUUCACAACCAAAAGCGACAACGAACUACCACUUCCAAAGGACAACAGCGCAUGGGCUCGAGCAUGUCGAAGCCCUCAGACAACUUUUGAAUGGGCAGAGGAUACAGCGACACCUUCGCUCGCGCAAAUAUGGAAUCUGUGCCACGCAAUCUUCGUAGCACACCCUACCCAUGAGAAGUUCAGGCUCGUACUGCAAGGUAGCGAGUCGAAUCUCAUUCGACAUGAGCUUCUCUGCACAGGCCUAGCAAUCGAGCAUCCCAAGCCAUGGCACACGGCUUCGGAGAUCGUGACACCGUUCACGGAGGAGCUGCUCAUCCUUCGAAGCGCGUUCUGGCAGGGCGCAGCAUCACCAUUCGGCCCUCGACCCAUCUGGGUGAUCGGCGUAAAUACGGACGGUCCUCUCCGAAAGCCUCUGGCGGACUUCCCGCCUAUGCCUCAAGAAUAUCAACUUACGAUGAAGUUUCCGAGAGAAGCUGUUUAUGCACGACAUCCCGUCCGACGACCAAAGCCUCACCCCGGAAGCAUUGUGUAUAGCAGGUAUAUCCCAGAGGUAGAGGAGCAUUUCUCACUUGAGGUGGUGGAUUGGACCAACGCCGAUCAUCUCCGUCUCUUCAAUCAAUGGCAGAACGAUCCUCGUGUCGCGAAAGGAUGGAACGAGACCGGGACGUUGGAACAGCAUCAAAGCUAUCUGCGCAAUCUGCAUUUCGAUCCACACGUUUUGUGCCUCUUUGGUCGGUUCGAUGAGAAACGGUUUGCGUAUUUCGAGCUGUACUGGGCGAAGGAAGACCACUAUGGCGCGCACUAUGCUGCAGGCGACUACGAUCGAGGCCGACAUUCGCUUGUGGGUGAUGAAAGUCUGCGAGGUGCUCAUCGGGUCAAUGCCUGGUACUCUUCCUGCAUUCAUUACCUUUUCCUGGACGACCCAAGGAUGGAUAAUGCGGUAGGCGAACCCAAGGCUACAGGCGGAACAAUCCUCUCCUAUGAGAACGCGCAAGGGUUGACAAUCGGUUCCUAUGUGGAUCUGGGCCACAAAAGAUCGGUUCAUUCCAUCUGCAGCCGGGAGAAAUGGUUCCAGCUAUGCCCAUUGUUCUGGGAUGGGCGGAAGAAGCCUCUUGAGUCGGCGGACAGAGCUGCUUGGAACGCGAAGCUCUAG
Messenger RNA from Dissoconium aciculare CBS 342.82, 1332 nucleotides. RefSeq lists its product as uncharacterized. NCBI's taxonomy places the organism in Eukaryota, Fungi, Ascomycota, Dothideomycetes, Mycosphaerellales, Dissoconiaceae. The transcript has a single exon. Gene Ontology annotation, biological process: siderophore biosynthetic process. The record is from RefSeq and is a predicted model, not a curated record. The coding region runs from base 1 to 1332 and encodes 443 amino acids.